Molecule: messenger RNA, 662 nt
Organism: Rosa chinensis
Lineage: Eukaryota; Viridiplantae; Streptophyta; Magnoliopsida; Rosales; Rosaceae
Product: DNA-directed RNA polymerases I and III subunit RPAC2
Exons: 4
Coding region: 158-481 (107 amino acids)
Biological process (GO): DNA-templated transcription
Cellular component (GO): RNA polymerase I complex; RNA polymerase III complex
Molecular function (GO): protein dimerization activity; DNA-directed RNA polymerase activity
Source: RefSeq, a predicted model, not a curated record
CUUUCUCUUCUCCUUGUCCAAAACAGAGCCGUCACUUGAUCGUCUGUUGGACAUCUCUGCAGCAACUCCUCUUCGGCUCAUCUCUUCAUAAUUUUUGCUCAAUAUUUACUCACUCUUCUCAACUCUUGUUCAAGUUUGGGUAGGGUUUUGUAAAGAAAUGGAACUUGGGUCCCUUUCUGAUCCCACCCAAUCCACAUUCUCUUUAGUUGAUGAGGAUCAUACAUUCGCAAAUGCUAUCAGGUUUACUUUGAAUCAGGAUCCAAGGACGAAAUUCUGUGGGUACAGCAUUCCUCAUCCAUCAGAUAACCGAGUUAAUAUUAGAAUCCAGACUACAGGUGAUCCAGCAAAAGAUGUAUUCAAAGAUGCAUGCCAGGAUCUCAUGGUGAUGUGCCAGCAUGUGAGCAACACUUUUAACAAGGCUGUGGUUGAUUUCAAAUUGAGCAACUCUGUGGAGGGCAUGGAUAUUGAAUCAGAUAGUUAAAUUGCUCAUCUUAGAUUCUCGUUUAUCUGCUUACUUUUGAUUACAAAUGUUGGUUAUGGUGGAUGAUUAUGAACGUACAAGUUUAAUUAUCGGUUUCAUGCAUCCAGGCCGGCGGUUGUAGCAAAAUGAUGUCAGUUACUUUGUUCUUCUAAUGAAAAAAGUUGAUUAUCCUUUUUCUCUC